This is a messenger RNA of Sclerotinia sclerotiorum 1980 UF-70, 1215 nucleotides long. RefSeq lists its product as hypothetical. Gene Ontology annotation, molecular function: pyrimidine nucleotide transmembrane transporter activity. The transcript is spliced from 3 exons. Gene Ontology annotation, biological process: pyrimidine nucleotide import into mitochondrion. The record is from RefSeq and is a predicted model, not a curated record. Bases 1 to 1215 code for a protein of 404 amino acids. Lineage: Eukaryota; Fungi; Ascomycota; Leotiomycetes; Helotiales; Sclerotiniaceae. Gene Ontology annotation, cellular component: mitochondrion.
AUGUCACAUGAACGCAGCACGCCAUCAUCACCGCGAUCUGAGGAUUUUGCGACCUCCCAGCCUACUACUCAACAAUUCGCAUCGACUUUGGCAUUUGGAGGAGGCGAUUCACCCAUUACUAGAUUGGAGAGAAUAGCUAGAUCAAGGGCGGAAUGGGAGUUUAAUGCAUUUGCGGGGGCGGUGGGUGGUUUUGCUUCUGGAGUUGUUACUUGCCCACUAGAUGUCAUUAAGACGAAAUUACAAGCACAAGGAGGUUUCAGAGCAGCACAAGGAUUGGGUUCACAAUCUGCUGGACAAGCGGUUUACAGUGGUUUACUUGGAACAGGAAGAGUCAUAUGGCGGGAAGAAGGGUUGAAAGGACUGUACCGGGGCCUUGGUCCGAUCAUCCUUGGUUAUCUACCAACAUGGGCAGUUUGGUUUACGGUUUAUGGCAGAUCAAAACAGUUUUUUGCACAGAAAAGUGAUAACACGGUAGUGGUAAAUUUUUGGUCCUCGAUAAUGGCUGGAGCCUCAUCUACAAUGGUUACGAAUCCCAUCUGGGUUAUAAAAACUCGCCUCAUGUCGCAAGUCAGUCGAAAGGCAAAGAGCAAUGGAGCUAGACCACCUUGGCAUUAUCGUUCAACUUUCGAUGCCGCAAAAGUGAUGUACAGGACUGAAGGAAUUUUAUCAUUCUAUUCCGGUCUGACUCCUGCAUUACUUGGCUUGACACAUGUGGCUGUUCAAUUUCCAACUUAUGAAUAUUUGAAGAAAAAGUUCACAGGUCAAGGCAUGGGAGAAUCUGCGGAAGGUGACGAGAGCGCUCAUCUAUUCGGAGUACUAUCCGCUAGUGUGCUCAGCAAGAUUAUAGCAAGCUCUACCACAUAUCCCCAUGAAGUCAUUCGAACAAGACUUCAAACUCAACAAAGAUCCAUGCCAGCGGCCUCAACAGAAUACAGUGCAUUUAGGGGAGGUCUAGAAGGACACUCCCAUCAACAAGGGAUUCCGAACCCCGUGACUCAAGUUAAACAAGCAGUACCAAAAUAUAGGGGCAUUGUGAUGACAUUUAAAACGAUAUUACGCGAAGAAGGAUGGAGAGCAUUUUAUGCUGGUAUGGGCACGAAUAUGAUGAGAGCUGUACCGGCGGCUACGACCACUAUACUCACUUAUGAGCCAUAUCUCUAUGAAGUUCAAGGUGGUAAGAGGUCAAGAAAUAUUUCUGCAUUUUACAGCAUUUGA